UUCGAAACCUCAGAGCUUAGUUCCUCCCCGGACCUAAACACAGGACGCACACAGAGCAGGCAUGGCGUCCUUCAGUCUCUGACUGUCUUUCAUCUGUCUGCUGCAGCUUCUCUUUCCGCUUCGGCUCGUUUGUUUUACACGAAGCCGAAGAAAUAUUUGACAACAUGGCGACGAGGACCGUGAGACAACUGCUUCUUCACCGCUAUGCAUCCACAGCAGCAGCCGUGCGUCCACCGGCUGCCGAGCUCCGCAGCCAGCGCAGCGCCGUGUUCUCCAGAGAGCAGACCCGGCAGCGAGCUCUUUACCCGCGCAUCGCGAAGAUAGAGGUGUCCAUGCGCGGCCCGGGGCUGGAGGGUACGCUGCUCGUCAUGAACAGAGGGAUCUCCACGCCGCUGAGCUGUGCCAGACACUUGACAGAGCAUCAUGUGACUAACUCAGCUCUGGCCCUCGUCGAUGGGGAGCCCUGGCCGCUCCACCAGCCCCUCAUCCGCUCGUGCUCACUCACCCUGCUCUCAUUUAGGGACAGUGACCCAACUCUGGUCAACCAGGCCUACUGGCGCUCCUGUGCUGCCAUGUUGGGUCAGGUGCUGGAGACUGCCUUUAAGGACAACUACACUGUGACGCUGCUCAGCACGCCGGAGGUGCCAGUCACUUCAGGAGCCUUCUGCUGUGAUGUGGCCCUCGACCCUCAACUGGAUUCAUGGACUCCCUCAGAGGAGACGUUGCGCUCCCUGACCCGCGGGGCCCAGCAGCUGAUCCACCAGGACCUGCCUUGGGAGCCUCUGGAGGUGGUGCCAUCUGUGGCGCUGGAGGUCUUCUCACACAGCAGAGUUAAACAGGAGGAGGUGGAGGAGAAAGCAGCACAAAAUCCCAAAGGCACAGUGAUGCUCUACAGAUGUGGUGACCAUGUGAUGUUGAGUGGGGGCCCUCUAGUGGCCAGGACAGGCAUGUGUUCCCAGUACGAGGUGACGGCUCUCCACAGCCUGGGACCGGGGCCCUGGGGCCUCCACCGUCGGGCCCAGGGCCUCUCUUUGCCUCUGCAGCUGCAGGCUCACCACACAGUCUGGAGGAAACUGAGGCAGAGAGCAGAGAAACUGGUAAGAAGG
This is a messenger RNA of Paralichthys olivaceus (Japanese flounder), 1106 nucleotides long. Lineage: Eukaryota; Metazoa; Chordata; Actinopteri; Pleuronectiformes; Paralichthyidae. The record is from RefSeq and is a predicted model, not a curated record.